UAACUUUGUCAUAGCAUUUCCUGACACCAAAAUAAGAAAACAAAGAAAACUUUGUCAUAGCAUUUGAUAUCUCUCUCUCUCUCUCUCUCUCUCUCUGAUCAAUAGAUCUCUAAAUCUUUGAGAAUCUUGAAGAUGAGGAGGAACUGCAAUUUGGAACUUUGCCUUGUUCCCUACUCUGCCUCUCUUCCUUCCAAUGAUUCAGGCGACGACCACCAGCCAAUGAUGGAAGAGCGAAGAGGAAGCCCACAACAGAACCAGCAACCGCAACAGCUGACCAUAUUUUACAAUGGCAAGAUUUGCGUUUCUGAUGUUACUGAGUUUCAGGCUAGAUCCAUCUUAUUGCUUGCUACAAGAGAAAUGGAGGAAAGGCUGAAAACUCCAACGGGGUCAGAUUGGCUGAAAACUCCAACUGGAUCAGAUCUAUCUUCACCAACACUGCAAACUGAGAAAUAUAGCCCUAGUACUGGUCUUUCCAUGAAGAGAUCACUACAAAGGUUUCUCCAGAAGAGAAAGAAUCGGAUCCAAGCAACAUCGCCAUAUUGAAAAGUUUACUGUAUUGGAGAGAAGAAAAAUUAUCUUGUCGAGUUUCUACAAAAUUCUGUGUCGAAAGCAGAUUCCAUGGGGUGAACUAGUUUGUGCCAAAAAAAAAAA
Molecule: messenger RNA, 651 nt
Organism: Quercus lobata
Lineage: Eukaryota; Viridiplantae; Streptophyta; Magnoliopsida; Fagales; Fagaceae
Product: protein TIFY 5A-like
Exons: 3
Coding region: 133-543 (136 amino acids)
Biological process (GO): response to wounding; regulation of jasmonic acid mediated signaling pathway; regulation of defense response
Cellular component (GO): nucleus
Source: RefSeq, a predicted model, not a curated record